Molecule: messenger RNA, 7834 nt
Organism: Condylostylus longicornis
Lineage: Eukaryota; Metazoa; Arthropoda; Insecta; Diptera; Dolichopodidae
Product: ankyrin-3
Exons: 12
Coding region: 485-6730 (2081 amino acids)
Biological process (GO): signal transduction
Molecular function (GO): protein binding
Source: RefSeq, a predicted model, not a curated record
UGAUAUUAAACUGACGUUUAUUUUUAUUAUUAUUUUAUUUGCGGAUAAAUCGCGCGUUUCUCGGGUAAAUAAUUUAAAAAAAAAAUGUAGGUACACCACCGCUACAUUUUUUUUGUGUAAUUAAAAAAAAAAAAUAAUUAAUAUUUUUUAAUAAUUUUAAUUUUUGUUUGAAAAAUCCAACAAAUUAAAAUAAUUUUUUUUUUUUGUAUAUUUGUAAUUUUGUGAGUUUGAUACAAAAAAAAUAAAAAAUAAAGAAAACAACAAUUAAGUGAAAUACAACAAUAUAUUAUGUAUUACAACAUUUUUACAUCCGUGCAUACAUAUGUACAUAUGAGUGUGAAUUUGAAAUAUUUACAGAUAUUGUAUUAAUUUUUAAAAUUUUGCUAAUUAUUUAUUAAUUGAUAAAGAAAAAAAAAUAAAGAAAUUAAAAAGUAAAAAAAUUAAUUAAUCUAACAUAUCAUAUAUAAGAAAACAAAACGGCAUUAUGGCUCUGGGCGAAUCACAAAACGGUACUGUAACGAAUGCCUCUAAUAAUAAACACAGUGAAAAAAAUGAUAAAAUUGAAAUGCAAAAUGAUAAUCAACACCAUAAUAAAGGAGGAGGUCAUGAAAAGAAAACCACAAAACAGGCUGAUGCAAAUAUAUCGUUUUUAAGAGCAGCGCGAAGUGGUGAUUUUGAAAAAGUUAUAGAAUUUUUAGAAUCCGGUCAAGUUACAGAUUUAAACACUUGUAAUGCGAAUGGUUUAAAUGCAUUACAUUUAGCUGCAAAAGAUGGUUAUGUUGAUAUUGUUAAUGAUUUAUUAAAACGUGGCGCUAAUGUUGAUAAUGCAACUAAAAAAGGUAAUACAGCAUUACAUAUUGCAUCAUUAGCUGGACAAAAAGAUGUUAUAAAAUUAUUAAUACAAUAUGGGGCUAAUGUUAAUGUACAAUCAUUAAAUGGUUUCACACCAUUAUAUAUGGCAGCCCAAGAGAAUCAUGAUGCAUGUGUUAGAUAUUUAUUGGCAAAAGGUGCAAAUCCAUCAUUAGCAACUGAAGAUGGUUUUACACCAUUAGCUGUUGCAAUGCAACAGGGACAUGAUAAAGUUGUUGCUGUGUUAUUAGAAUCAGAUUCACGUGGUAAAGUAAGAUUACCAGCAUUACAUAUUGCUGCGAAAAAAGAUGAUGUUAAAGCAGCUGCAUUAUUAUUAGAAAAUGAACAUAAUCCUGAUAUUGUAUCAAAAUCUGGUUUUACACCGUUACAUAUUGCUGCACAUUAUGGCAAUGUUGAUAUUGCAAAUUUAUUAAUUGAUAAAGGUGCUGAUGUUAAUUAUACAGCAAAACAUAACAUAACACCACUGCAUGUUGCAUGUAAAUGGGGUAAAACAAAUAUUAUAAAUUUAUUAUUAUCGAAAGGGGCUAAAAUUGAUGCAACAACACGCGAUGGUUUAACACCAUUACAUUGUGCAGCUAGAUCGGGUCAUGAAAAAGUGAUUGAAAUUUUAUUAAAAAACAAUGCACCAAUAUUGUCAAAGACAAAAAAUGGCUUAGCACCAUUGCAUAUGGCAGCACAAGGUGAACAUGAUGAAGCAGCUAGAAUAUUAUUACAAAAUAUGGCACCAGUUGAUGAGGUAACAGUUGAUUAUUUAACAGCAUUACAUGUUGCAGCACAUUGUGGUCAUGUUAAAGUUGCUAAAUUAUUAUUAGAUCAUCAAGCUGAUCCAAAUGCUAGAGCAUUAAAUGGUUUUACACCAUUACAUAUUGCAUGUAAAAAAAAUCGUAUUAAAGUUGUUGAAUUAUUAUUAAAACAUAACGCUAGUAUUAGUGCAACAACAGAAAGUGGUUUAACACCAUUACAUGUUGCAAGUUUUAUGGGUUGUAUGAAUAUUGUUAUUUAUUUAUUACAACAUGAUGCUGCUAAUCCAGAUGCUCCAACAGUACGUGGUGAAACACCAUUACAUUUAGCAGCACGUGCUAAACAAACUGAUAUAAUACGUAUAUUAUUACGAAAUGGUGCACAAGUUGAUGUUAAGGCACGUGAAGGUCAAACACCAUUGCAUGUUGCAUCUCGUCUUGGUAAUAUUGAUAUUGUUAUGUUAUUAUUACAACAUGGUGCAAAUGUUGAUUCAAAAACAAAAGAUUUAUAUACACCAUUACAUAUAACAGCUAAAGAAGGACAAGAAGAAGUUGCAAGUGUUUUAUUAGAAAAUAAUGCAAAUAUUGAUGCAACAACCAAAAAAGGUUUUUCACCAUUGCAUUUAGCUGCAAAAUAUGGUAAUGUUAAUGUUGCACAAUUAUUAUUACAAAAGGGUGCCCAGGUUGAUACACAAGGUAAAAAUGGUGUUACACCAUUACAUGUUGCUAAUCAUUAUGAUCACCAAAACGUUGCAUUAAUGUUAUUAGAAAAGGGUGCAUCACCGCAUACAAUGGCUAAAAAUGGUCAUACUGCAUUACAUAUUGCAGCCAAAAAAAAUCAAAUGGAUAUUGCAAAUGCAUUAUUACAAUAUGGUGCUAAUACAAAUGCUGAAUCAAAAUCUGGUUUUACACCUUUACAUUUAGCAGCACAAGAAGGUCAUGUUGACAUGGUUAAUUUAUUAUUAGAACAUGACGGUAAUUCCAAUUCUCAAGCUAAAAAUGGUUUAACACCAAUGCAUUUAGCUGCACAAGAAGAUAAAACUGAUGUUGGUAGAAUAUUAUUAGAUAAUAAUGCUAAAAUCGAUGAAAGAACAAAAGCUGGUUAUACACCAUUACAUGUUGCAGCUCAUUUUGGACAAGUAAAUAUGGUAAAAUUUUUAUUAGAAAAUGAUGCUAAUAUUGAAAUGAGUACAAACAUCGGUUAUACACCAUUACAUCAAGCAGCGCAACAAGGACAUACAUUAAUAAUUAAUUUGCUAUUGCGACAUAAAGCGAAUCCAAAUGCCUUAACAAAUAAAAUUAAAUCCAACAGUAUAUCACACAUCAAUUAUAGUAAAUUAUCAAAACAAAUAUAUUAUGAUACAAGUGAAAUUAAUGAUUUUAAAAAAUUACUUUUAAAAAAUAAUUACAAAAAAGUAACUAAUUAUGAUGACAUUAAGAUGUUAAAAAAAAAUAAGGAUUUUAUAGAAAUCAUAUCAAAAUAUAUGAAAUGUCAUUAUUAUGAAUAUGCAAUUAAUGGAAAAUACGGAAAUUAUACUUUCCCCCGAAUAUCAAGUACAAAUGGACAAACAGCUUUAAGUAUUGCAAAUAAAUUAGGCUAUGUUACAGCAGUUGAAACAUUAAAAAUUGUUACCGAAACAAGUAUUAUAAAUACAGUUACCGGUGCAUUAGAAGAAAAAUAUAAAGUUGUUGCACCAGAAUCUAUGCAUGAGACAUUUAUGUCAGAUUCUGAAGACGAAGGAGGUGAAGAUCAUAUCGAUCAUCAUAAUCAAUAUAAAUAUAUGGUAACAGACGGUAUUAUGGCUGAUACAAUUAAAUUUGAUACAACAGAUGAUGAUGAUCAUAAAAAAGUGAUCAACGAAACCAUAACAAGUCAAUAUGUAAAUACAGAUCUAAUGUCAAAUCCAUAUAUAAUAAAAGCAACUGAUAACGUUAAUAUUGUUCGACCGCCAAUACAUGUUGGAUUUUUAGUUUCAUUUUUAGUUGAUGCCAGAGGUGGUGCAAUGCGCGGUUGCCGCCAUAGUGGUGUACGUGUUAUUGUACCAACAAAAUCAUGUGCACAACCAACUCGAAUAACAUGUCGUUAUGUAAAACCUCCAAGAAUUUCAAAUCCACCACCUUUAAUGGAAGGUGAAGCUCUUGUUAGUCGUAUAUUAGAAUUAUCACCAGUAGAAGCAAAAUUUUUGGGACCUGUUAUAAUUGAGGUACCACAUUUUGGCUCAUUGCGUGACAAAGAAAGAGAAAUUGUAAUAUUACGUUCUGAUAAUGGUGAAACAUGGCGAGAACAUACCUUAAUUGCAAAUCAUACGAACGAUGAUACUGUACGUGAUGUACUAAAUGAAAUUGAACAAACUGGUGAUGCUUUAAAUCCAUUAGAAGAUUUACAUACAAAUCGUAUCAUUCGUAUAGUAACACAUGAUUUUCCACACUUUUUUGCUGUUAUAUCUAGAAUUCGGCAAGAAGUACACGCAAUCGGACCGGAUGGUGGUACUGUUAGUUCGGUAGCAGUACCACAAGUACAAGCAAUAUUUCCAGAACAUGCUUUAACCAAAAAAAUUCGCGUGGGUUUACAAGCACAACCAGUUGAUUUAAAUGGUUGCGCAAAAUUAUUGGGACAGGGAGUUGCUGUAUCACCAGUUGUUACAGUUGAACCAAGACGUCGUAAAUUUCAUAAAGCAAUUACAUUAAGCAUACCAGCACCAAGAACACAUGCACAAGGUAUGGUUAAUCAAUAUUCCGGUAAUGCUCCAACAUUACGUUUGUUAUGUUCUAUAACUGGUGGACAAAAUCGUGCAGUAUGGGAAGAUGUUACUGGUUCGACACCUUUAACUUUUGUGAAAGAUAGUGUUUCGUUUACAACAACAGUGUCAGCUAGGUUUUGGUUAAUGGAUUGUCGCAAUAUUGCAGAUGCAAGUCGCAUGGCUACCGAAUUAUAUACUUACAUGACAAAAGUUCCAUUUAUGGUCAAAUUCGUUGUAUUUGCUAAAAGAAUUAGUAAUACCGAAGCAAAAUUAAGUAUUUUUUGUAUGACAGAUGAUAAAGAGGAUAAAACAUUAGAACAACAGGAAUAUUUUAGUGAAAUUGCUAAAUCAAGAGACGUUGAAGUUCUAGAGGAACAGCAAAUUUAUUUAGAAUUUUCAGGAAAUUUGGUACCGAUUGCAAAAUCGGGUGAACAAUUGCAUAUGAAAUUUCAAGCAUUUAGAGAAAACCGUUUGUCAUUUAUGGUACGCGUUAAAAACGAAGAAGAACCGUUCGGACGUGUCAGCUUUAUGAAUGAACCAAAAGUUGCCAAAGGUGAACCACCACAAGUACCAAUAUGUAAUUUAAAUGUUUCAUUAGUUGAUGAAAGAAUAAUUGAAAACUGCCACAGUUUGAAUGCAUCACAAAGAAGUUUAGAUCGUAAUUAUUGUAUAAUUUUGAACGGUGGUUUAACACAAAAUCAAGAUGAAAUUCAUAAAGCUGAUAUACGUUUGUCAGAUAUAUGUAACUUAUUAGGUGAUGAUUGGAUGAAAUUAGCUAAAGAAUUAAAUAUACCGCAAAGCGAUAUUGAUUUGAUUGAAUUGGAAUAUCCGGAUAAACCAACACAACAGGCAAUGGUUAUGCUACGAUUAUGGCUAAGAUCAAAUCAGCACCCAUCGAGUGGAAAUUUAAUGAGACAGGCUUUACAAAAAAUUAAACGACCUGACAUUGUUGAUAAAUGCAUAUUUAAUUUGGAAUUAGUAACAGAUGACAUGGAAAAAGCUGUAGCUAAAAUGCAAUUAGACCAGUCGGGUUUUAAUAAUUUGCAAGAAGAAUGUGAAACAUCACAUAUAAUUGAUACAUCAGUAUUGAAUCGAACAAAAGAUAACAACACCAAUGUUAACAAUGUUGGUCAAAAACUAAAUAACAUUGGAAAUAAUGAUAAUGUUAACAUAACUCAAUUAAUUCAUAUACAACCAGUACAAGAAGAAGAUAUAACGAUCGCCGCAUCUCCGAAGCAGAGGGAUCGUCCAAAAUUUCCGCAGAAACAAUUACAGGAAGAAUUACAACCACAACAAGAAUUGGAACAGCAACAAAAUCAUCAAUAUUAUGUAGAUCACGUACAGAUAAAGGAAUAUCCUCCUUCUGCACCCGAAAUAUCGGAGCUCUCAUCACAAAAGAAGGAAGUUAAAUUAGUUAUAGAUGAAAGUCCUAUAAGUAAAAUCGAUCAAGUUCCCGAAAUUUUCACAGAAGAGAGAAAAAAAAUUAUAAUUAUAGAACCAGAUGUAUAUGAAGAACAGAAACCAAUUGAAAUAGAGAAAUCUAUUAUUGGAACGCAAUUAGACAAAGAUAUAAUCAAAGAAAAUCUUGACACAAUAUUACAAAAUUCAGCAAAUAUUGUAGAAGAAAUUAAAAAAGAUCAACCGAAUAGAAAAAGUGAUUAUUCUGUACCACCACCAACUCCAAUUGAAAAAACAAUUUCGUCAAAGCAGGCGACAAUUUCACCAAACUUCUUUGCGAAUCAAGAAAUUGCAGAAAAUGUUCAAAAAUAUGAUAAUAAUGAUAUUCCAGAAGAUAUGAAAAUAAUGCCACAUGGAAUUGAGACAACAACAGUAGAAACUGAUACAAAAACUGAAGAUGGUGUAACAACAAAAACUACGACAGUUAUUACAAGGACAGAAAAUGCUCCAAUCACACAAACAUUUAUAAUACAAAAUCCAGAAGAUGAGCUAUUACAAGCUUUAACAACAAAAUUGGAAAAAUUAGACUUAUCUAAUAUUAAUCCUGAACUAAUACAAGCUUUAACAAAGUCUGAAAAAGUAGAUAUAUCUGAUGUUAAUGUUGAUCUCCCUGAAUUAUCAUCAUCUAUUGCACCAAAAAUGCAAAAUGUUAAUUUAUCUGAUAUUGAAAGUAAUGUAAUAUCGACAAUUGCUGGUAAUAUAAAUUCUUCCUCAUCACCAAAUGGAAGCGAAACUUUAACAUCAAGAACAAUAACAACAACAAGAUCAACUACUUUACCUGAUGGUGAAAUUAAAACAACUAUUGAAACAGUUCAAGUAAUUGGUAGUGAAUUAGAUGAUGACAAAAAUAUUGAAAAUUUAAUACAGCAACAAAUACAACAUCGUGAUCAUCAUCAUCAACAAGAAAACCAACAGCAAUAACAACUAUAGAAGGCAGCCAAUGAAUUAUAGCAGCAACAUGAUUCUACAAAAAAAAUAUUGGACAAUUUCAAAAUAUAAAGAUUAAGUAAAAACAAAUUAAAAACUAUAAUUAAAAGUUAUGUUUCUAUAUAUGUAUUUAUUAAAAAGUUGAAAAAUAUUAUAAAAAAAAAGUUAAAUCGAUAAAAACAAAAUGAUACUAAAAAAUUGAAGAAAAGCUAAACCUUAAAAAAUAGCAGAACAAUAAAACGAGGUCUUUUCAGAAGUCUAUCUAGAAAUUCUGUUUAAAGCACAAAAACAUCAAUUAUUUUCUAUUAUCCGGGAAAUCUGGUUUAAUUAAUUUAAAUAAUUACACGUAAUAGAAGUGUUAAGAUGAAAAAGUUAUGAGGGUGGUAUUCCUCUUCAAUAUUGUUUUUAAAAUUUUUACAUUUUAAAUUAUGUACCAAUUGAUAUACUUCAUAGUAACGGUUACGUUAUUAAACAGUUGCAAAAAUUGUGCAGUUGUUUGAUUGUUUAAUUAUUUUUUUAUUCAUAUUGUAAGCGUUAAUAUAAACAAAUUAUGAACUCUAACUAAAUUUAAAAAUUUUAAAAAUUAAAGAAAUAAAAAACAGCCAAAUAUUUGCGGAAGUCUUUAAUUAUUUUAAAGUGGGAAUGUAAAAACUCCAUAUACAUACAAAUAAAAUAUAAAUUUUUUCUGUUUCAAUCGUAAAGUAAAAGACUUUAAUAAAUGUACGGUAUUUGUGUCUUUGAAAAUUUUUUUUAUCUUGACUUUUUUUUAAUUAAAAUUUGUGACAAAAGGUUUGAUAUAGACAACUAAAUAUACUUUUCAGAUAGGAUGCUUUUUUAACAAUGCAGUUUGCAUUUGCAUUUCAAACUUACAUGGACAGUAGCCAAAUUGUAAUUGGGAAAAAAAAGGAAAACAAAAUAAAUAUAUUCUUUAAGCGUAAAAUUUCAACCAGACCGCAUAUUAAACGAAGUAGAUAAAUUUUUCGUAUUCAAUUCUCAAAUAAGAGUUUUUUGGCUACAGUUAAGCAAUAUGAAAAUAGAGAGGCUUCAAAUUUUUGAGUUUUUUUUAAAAAAAAUUGAUUUCCGAAUUUUGCAUUACAA